AAACCUCUCUCUCUCUCUCUCCCACCAUUUGUGACUAUCUCUUGCUAUUUAUGCACAUAUCUCUCUUUCUCACACCCACCGAACUCUUCUCUUCUUCACCAUCAAAUUUUAUAUUCCGUUACUCUAUUGUGUAUAUCUAAAGAAAUCUGUUGUUGUUCUUGUUUUUGUUCUUGUUCUAUUGAGGAGAAGUUUAAGCAAAAUUAAUCAUGAGCCCAGGAAAAUUCGAUAAUGAUCAACAAGCAAGAAAGGAGAUUAAUGGUCAUCAACAACGUCCAUCCCAACUGAAGAUCAACAAAGAUUCCCAUCUCAUUCAGAAAUCGUCUUCAUCUUCGUCUUCCACCACCUCUUCAUCCUUCAAUGGAAUUGCCGCAGCCACCACAAAGCAUCACCAGCAGCAACAACGCCAUCAUCCAGUGAUCAUCUAUACUCAUUCUCCCAAGAUCAUCCAUACACAAGCUCGUGAUUUCAUGGCUUUGGUUCAGAAACUGACAGGUCUUUCUCGUUCAGAUGAUAAUCAACCAGUGCAACCUCAAUCAUCACAGAAGGAGAAUGGGCAGUCUUCUUCAUUAGAAGGUAAUAAUAAUAAUAACAGCAUAAGACCUAGUGCUGGUGCUGUUGUCCAUGAAGAUAAUGAGUCAUCUUCGGUUGUGACUGAUGAGAAUUGUGGAGGAAGAGGGGACAUCCAGGUGAGUUCAUUUUCUGUUUCUCCUCCGGUGUUCGAAUCUCCAAAUCCUUUCUUCUCCGAUAUUCCCCUCUUCACACCAAAUUCGGCAGACUUCUUUUGCUCGCCGAGGCCUUUUUACAGAUACCCUGAUUCGGUAUUCACACCUUCCAACGUGAGGAGUUCUAUUUCCCCAUCUGUUCUUGAGGUUAUGAAAGGAUUCCAAGAGUACUGAUGAGGCCUUGUUAAAUUUUUUUUUUUUUUUUUUUUUUUUUUUUUAAGCUUUUCAUUCUUUGGAGAUAGAUUAGGGCAGGUCAUAAAACAUCAAUUGUGAAUUAAGCGAUUGAUUUUAAUUCAUUUUUUGGCCAUCCGAGGAGGGAUUAAUCCCACCUCUAAGGUUGGAAUAUGUAUUAGUUUUAUCUUUACAUUGUAAUUUUUAUCUAUUUCUUUGUUCUUUGU
Molecule: messenger RNA, 1120 nt
Organism: Macadamia integrifolia
Lineage: Eukaryota; Viridiplantae; Streptophyta; Magnoliopsida; Proteales; Proteaceae
Product: VQ motif-containing protein 20-like
Cellular component (GO): nucleus
Source: RefSeq, a predicted model, not a curated record